Molecule: messenger RNA, 1633 nt
Organism: Paralichthys olivaceus (Japanese flounder)
Lineage: Eukaryota; Metazoa; Chordata; Actinopteri; Pleuronectiformes; Paralichthyidae
Gene: lemd1
Product: LEM domain containing 1
Molecular function (GO): DNA binding
Source: RefSeq, a predicted model, not a curated record
CUCCAGUAAAAAUGCAGCCGCAUGACGCCCCGGAGACGCCACAACUCCAACAGCGACCGAAGCCUGCGUCAAACCCGGAGGUCAAAGGAAAAGGAGGAGAAUCCAGAGGAGGCAGAGAUACCUGACCUGAGCGGUCUGACUGAUGAUGACCUCAAGGCCGCACUGCUCCGACACGGGUUCAAACCUGGGCCCAUAGUUGCCUCCACCAGGGCUUUGUAUGAGAAGAAGCUCAGCAAACUGCUCCAGUCUGACGGACACAACCAACCUAAUGGAGCAGAGAAGGCGACAUUGUACUCAGCCAGUGAGGAAGAGGAGGAAGAAAACGGGGAGGACGAUGAGGCAGAGUCCGGUGCUGAGGAAGAAAAGCAGAAAGCGGCUGUGCAGUCGGACGAGGCUCAGCCCGGGAGCAGCCAGGCAGAGUUGGGUUUUCAGAGAGGUGGCUUUGUUUACCCACAGUGCUUUUUACCUUCAUCCAGACUGCGCGCCCGUGCCUCUAGGAAAAAGGAACCUAGUCCCGCGUGGAAUUCAGGGAAUGCAUUAAAAUCAUCAGAGCGGAGUCGGCCUCGCUGCUCGCAGAUUCCUGCAGGAAUUAGUAGGGCAUCCUCUGUAGAUCAACGGCCAGGAUUAGGAUCAGGGGUUCAAGCUGGAUCACAGACGGUUGCAGCCGAUGCUUCAUCACUUUCCUCUCAGGUCUUCAGCAUCACUGAAAUGGUUGAGGAGAUGGAGAGUCGGGGGCCACUCUCCACUAGCACAAACACUGUGAGAGAGUUCAAUGGGAGCAAUGUGCAGGAGCAUUGGUCACGGUCCAGCAGGCUGGACAUGCCAGUUGUAGACAACAGCACCAUGAAGAACAACUCCCUGUACUACACUCCCAGGACUUCCCCUCAUAAACGGGAAAUGAAGAAGCCUCCUCGGGAGCCUGUGAACGAUACUUUCAAGGAUUUGCUUCCUGCUGAGACCACACCCAUGGGUAUAUACGCCACUCGUCGGAGACCCAUCAAGGGGGCAGCAGGGAGACCUGUGCAGUACGCGUACCCGGACACUCCUGUCAGUCCCACGACCCUGGAGAGACGAGAGGUGGAGCGCCGCCUUGUGCCUGUCCACAUACGGUUUCUGUUCUUCCUCAUCAUGGUGUGCAUCCUCUACCUCGUUUAUGCUUUAGUUUAGGACAACUCACUCAGUCUGUUUCUGGCAAGACAUAAGACACACCAGCACUUUCUGAACAGAAGUAAUGUAAUGUGAUUUUUUUAAACUUACACAUGUCACAUAGCUUAUUUUUGUUGAUGCAUAUUAUGAUUACUUUGUCUUGGAUUGUCUUCAGGGAGCACAUACUGUAAUCACUUAUCACUUUUGCUAUUUACUGCAUUUGUUUGUCUGUAUGGGAGCAAAUCUUUAAAGUCCGGCUCUACAUUUUUAAUGUUUUGCUGAUGUAAGUGUUUCCAAUUUUGUCUCUGUGGUUAAAACAAUCUCAUGAGCACAAAGUGCCAUCAAGAGCUGAAUAUUUUGUCAAAUGUAAAAAUGUUGGAUUUUUGUGUCACCUGAUUGUAACUGAUGUCACAGUAUGUCUGAUGUGCAUCGUUUUUUUAAAGAUAAUAUUUAAAUCAUAUUUCAAUAAAGGAUGUUUUGCUUCAUA